This is a messenger RNA of Dujonia railenensis, 537 nucleotides long. NCBI's taxonomy places the organism in Eukaryota, Fungi, Ascomycota, Pichiomycetes, Serinales, Debaryomycetaceae. The record is from the annotation of a GenBank genome assembly.
AUGGUUAGCGCUUACUACCACGACGAUAAAGAUACGCCAGACAACUUUACCGAAGCACACAACUCGGGCGAACCGGUUUCCCUCGAAGCGCUUGAAAAAAUCGGUGUGCUCUAUUUCAACAUCAAAACUGAGGAUGAGUUGAAUCAAGUUGCAAAGGAAAGAAAUUAUAAAAACAGGGACGUUGUAAAUCUCAAUUUGGAUUCAUUUGGAGGUGACUUGGACGCAUACAAUGCUAAAAUGCAAACUUUUUACAAGGAACAUUACCACGAAGACGAGGAAAUCAGAUAUAUAGUGGAAGGGGAAGGGUACUUCGAUGUGAGAAACAAAAACGAUCGCUGGAUUCGUACCAAAUUAACCCCAAACGAUUUACUUAUCUUGCCAGCUGGUAUUUACCACCGUUUCACCUUGACCAGCGAGUUGAAACAAGUAAAAGCUGUAAGACUAUUCCAAGAUGAACCAAAAUGGGAAGCUAUCAAUAGAGAUUUGGGAAAGAACAGUGAGGCUCGUGUUUCAUAUGUGAAAGCAAUUUCUACGUAG